This is a messenger RNA of Cuscuta europaea, 4718 nucleotides long. Lineage: Eukaryota; Viridiplantae; Streptophyta; Magnoliopsida; Solanales; Convolvulaceae. The record is from the annotation of a GenBank genome assembly.
UCCCAUUCAGCCGUUCUUAAAUUUUCUUGCCAAGAGCAGAGCUCGCAUAAUCGUCCCGCCAAAGAGUUUGUUUUCUUCCCCAUCUGCAAAAUCGGCCUCUGGAAUCCGGAGCUGGAAUAAAGCAUAUCAAGAAUGAGCUUCGCCGCAUAUCGAAUGAUACAUUUGCCGACCGGCAUAGAGAAUUGCGCCUCCGGCUUUAUCACGCAUUCUGCCGCCGAUUUCACUCCCCAAGUUCAAACGGAAGACUUUGAUUCCGACUGGCCAUCUUCCAAGCCGCUUGGUGCAGUCCCAAACCUCGUCGUCUCCUCUGCUAAUAUUCUAGAAGUAUAUGCUGUUAGGUUUCAGCAGGCUGCUGCCAGAGACUCUAAGCUGCAGCUGGAAGCUAAGCGAGGCGGAGUGAUGUCAGGCAUCUCUGGAGCUUCGCUAGAGCUUGUCUGCCAUUACAAAUUACACGGCAAUGUUUACUCCAUGAAGGUGUUAUCCGCUGGAGGGGUUGAUAGUGGGAGGAAGAGGGACUCCAUAAUUUUGGCAUUCGAGGAUGCAAAGUUUUCUGUGCUCGAAUUUGAUGAUUCUGUGCAUGGUCUCAGGACCAGCUCAAUGCACUGUUUUGAAGGUCCAGACUGGCUUCACUUAAAAAGAGGUAAAGAAUCAUUUCAUAGAGGUCCACAUGUAAAGGUUGAUCCACAGGGAAAAUGUGCUGGAGCCUUGGUUUUUGAACAACAGAUGAUAAUACUCAAAGCUGCUGAGGCCAGCUCUGCUUUAGUUGGAAAACACAGUGCAAUGAAUGCAGGAGGUGCACCUUCUGCUCACAUUGAGUCUUCUUUUAUCAUCAAUUUGAGGGAUCUUAAUGUGAAGCAUGUGAAAGACUUCACAUUUGUUCAUGGUUAUAUUGAGCCUGUCAUGGUCAUACUUCAUGAACGGGAGCUUACUUGGGCUGGUCGUGCAUCAUGGAAACAUAAUACUUGCAUGAUUUCAGCAUUCAGUAUCAGUACAACACUUAAACAGUCUCCAUUGAUAUGGUCACAUUCUAGUUAUCCUCAUGAUGCAUAUAAGCUUCUUGCAGUGCCAUCUCCCAUUGCAGGAGUCCUUGUACUUGGAGCCAACACCAUUCAUUAUUACAGUCAGUCAGCUUCAUGUGCAUUGGCUCUGAACACUUUUGCUCUCUCAGCUGAUAGUACAGAAACUUCAAGAGCUUCUUUCUGUGUGGAGCUUGAUGCUGCUAAUGCGACUUGGUUGACAAAUGAUGUUGUAAUGCUGUCAACAAAGACAGGGGAACUGCUUUUAUUAACACUUAUUCAUGAUGGAAGAAUUGUGCAGAGGCUUGAUCUUUCAAAGUCGAGAGCUUCAGUGCUUGCAUCAGGAAUUACUACCCUUGGGACCUCAUUAUUCUUUUUGGGCAGUCGAUUGGGGGAUAGUCUGCUCGUGCAGUUUACUAGUGGUCUAGAAGCAUCGAUGUUUCCUUCAGGGGUAAAGGAUGAGGUUGGAGAUAUUGAAAAUGACGCACCUUCUGUUAAGAGGCUGAUGAUGUCUUCUUCUGAUGCUUUGCAAGACAUGCUCAAUGGGGAAGAACUGUCCUUGUAUGGUACAUCGCCAAAUAAUGCACAUUCAGCACAGAGGACCUUCUCCUUUGCAGUGAGGGAUUCUUUGAUAAAUAUUGGCCCUCUGAAGGACUUUUCAUAUGGUUUGAGAAUAAAUGCUGACCCAAAUGCCACUGGGGUUGCUAAACAAAGUAACUACGAAUUGGUUUGCUGUUCAGGUCACGGUAAGAAUGGCGCUCUUUGUGUGCUCCAAAGGUCAAUUCGCCCAGAAGUCAUUACUCAAGAAUCGUUACCCGGUUGCAAGGGAAUUUGGACUGUUUAUCACAAGAGCACACGCAGUAACCUUAAUGAAUCUUCAAAAGUUACAUAUGAUGAUGAUGAAUAUCAUGCAUAUUUGGUUAUUAGUUUGGAGACCCGCACUAUGGUUCUGCAGACUGCCAGUAAUCUGGAGGAGGUUACUGAAAAUGUAGACUAUCAUGUUCAGGGAACCACUCUAGCCGUCGGAAAUUUAUUUGGGAGGCGUCGUGUUAUACAAGUGUUUGGUCGUGGUGCUCGGAUCCUUGAUGGAGCUUUUAUGACUCAAGAGCUGAGUUUCAAGGCUUCAAAUUUGGACUGUGGCUCAGGUUCUGAUGGUAUUGCUGUAUGUUCUGCUUCGAUUGCUGACCCAUAUGUCUUACUAAGCAUGACAGAUGGAAGUAUUCAGCUUCUCGUUGGUGAUUCUUCUACAUGCACGGUUUCUAUCACUACUCCAGCUAUGUUUGGAAGCUCAAAGAGGUUAAUUUCUUCUUGCACUCUCUAUAGUGAUGAAGGUCCUGAGCCAUGGCUCCGUAAGACUAGUACUGAUGCUUGGCUUUCUACUGGCACUGGGGAGGCAAUUGAUGGGGCUGAUGGUAUACCUCAUGAUCAGGGAGAUGUGUACUGUGUUGUUAGUUAUGAAGAUGGUAAUCUUGAGAUCUUUGAUGUGCCCAAUUUUACCUGUGUUUUCUCCGUGGAUAAAUUUGUGUCGGGAAGGAGAUACCUCAUUGACACCUUAACCCAACAAGAUCCAUCUCUUGGUUCCUGUCUAAAAAGUUCUGGUGAGGUUUCUGGACAUGGGAAAAAGGAAGACAUUCAGAAGAUCAAAGUAGUUGAGUUGGCAAUGCAGAGGUGGGCAGGGCAACAUAGCCGUCCUUUUCUUUUUGGAAUAUUAUCUGAUGGAACAAUUCUCUGCUACCAUGCCUACAUUUUUGAAGGUUCUGAAAAUUAUUCACCGAGCUCUAUUAAUCCUAGUAUCAGUUCUGGUACUUCUAGGCUUAGAAAUUUAAGAUUUGUACGCGUUCCACUUGAAAAUUAUGCAAGGGAGGAGGUAUCAUCUGUAAAACUAUCACAGCGCAUAAACAUUUUUAAGAAUGUUGGUGGUCUCCAGGGAUUGUUCCUUGCUGGGUCUAGGCCGGCUUGGCUUAUGAUGUUCCGUGAACGGAUCCGAAUGCAUCACCAGCUUUGUGAUGGACCUAUUGCUGCCUUUACUGUUCUUCACAAUAUUAACUGUAAUCAUGGGUUUAUAUAUAUAACGACACAAGGUGCUCUAAAGAUUUGCCAUCUUCCAUCUCUACUAUCCUAUGACAACUAUUGGCCAGUUCAGAAGAUUCCAUUGAAGGGGACUCCACAUCAAGUCACUUAUUUUGCUGACAAGAAUUUAUAUCCGCUAAUAGUUUCAGUUCCGGUUCUUAAGCCUCUUAGUCAAGUAAUUUUAUCUCUAAAUGAUCAAGAUGCUGGUCUGCAAAUCGAUCAUGAUAGUUUAAAUUAUGAAGGAAAUUAUCAUAUUGAGGAAUUUGAGAUUCGUAUAAUGGAGCCUGAAAGAGCUGGUGGACCAUGGCAGACAAGGGCAACCAUUCCUAUGCAAAGCUCUGAGAAUGCUCUGACUGUGCGAGUGGUUACACUACUUAAUACCACUACUAGAGAAAAUGAAACUCUUUUGGCGGUUGGGACGGCUUAUGUGCAAGGCGAGGAUGUUGCAGCAAGGGGCCGUGUGCUUUUAUUUAAUGUUGACAGGGCUAAUGACAGAUCUCAGAUUUCGGUCAAGGAAAUCUUUUCCAAAGAGUUCAAGGGUGCUAUUUCUGCUCUAGCUUCACUUCUUGGUCAUUUGUUGAUAGCUUCGGGCCCUAAAAUUAUCUUACACACAUGGACGGGUUCUGAACUUGUUCCCAUUGCCUUCUAUGAUGUCCCCCCUCUUCAUGUUGUGAGCUUGAAUAUUGUGAAGAAUUUUAUACUUGUUGGAGACAUUCACAAAAGCAUAUACUUCCUCAGUUGGAAGGAGCAAGGGUCUCAACUUACUCUAUUGGCAAAGGAUUUUGGUUCACUAGAUUGUCUAUCAACAGAGUUUUUAAUCGAUGGAAGCACCCUCAGUCUAGCGGUUUCGGAUGAUCAAAAGAAUGUUCAGAUAUUCUACUACGCCCCAAAGUUGGCAGAAAGUUGGAAAGGACAGAAGCUUCUGUCCAGGGCAGAGUUCCACGUGGGCGCUUAUAUUUCCAAGUUCUUGCGGUUACAAUUGCUUCCAAAUUCAACUGACCGAACCGGAACUGACAAAACAAAUCGCUUUGCUUUGUUAUUUGGCACACUGGAUGGGGGGGUUGGAUACAUAGCGCCUUUGGAUGAACUCACUUUUCGCAGGCUUCAGUCUUUGCAGAAAAAACUUGUGGAUGCUAUUCCUCAUGUGGCAGGAUUGAACCCCAGAUCGUUCAGGCUGUACCGGUCUAAUGGAAAGGCUCACAGGCCCGGCCCGGACAACAUUGUUGAUGGUGAAUUGCUUUUCCAUUAUGAGAUGCUGAGUUUGGAGGAACAGGUUGAGAUUGCUCACCAGAUUGGAACUACACGCCCUCAGAUAAUGUCUAACCUUAAUGACUUGACCAUUAGCACCAGCUUCUUGUAAUUCUUUUUCCUUUACAACAGCACUCUUCUACUUUGUACCUGAAGCCUGGAAGUUGCUUCAAUCCCCUUCCCUCCAGCAUCUGUAUCCUUUAGGAAGGAUCAAGCCCUCCAGCACUGAUAGUCUAAUACUGUAAAUAUAAUUUUUUGUUUCCAAUUUUUCUUUCCAGUUUUCCCAAUAUAAGAUGCUAGAGGCAAUCUCUGAUUAUGAUUUUACUUCUAUAUUUUUUUAGAAAUUUCAACUUUUCCAAUAUGCUCUCAAAUAUUAUGAUAACU